AAAUGUGUUUAUACUUUUACAGGGCUGCUUUUUAACAUGUAAUUAAUUAACAUAAUCGACUACAGUCAGCAGAAAUCAGACGGUGUCUGAUAACGAGUCUUCAGCCGCUGCUAUUCGCAAGGUGAACGCAAGGUUACGUGUCUUACGACGUGAUUUAACUCCUGACAGCUGCAGCUCACCGAGUCACAUAAGUUCACAGUGACAAACUCCCUGAUGAGCUGCUCUCACGCGCACAUCAAUGCGAUUUAAUAACGCUGGCUCUCGGAACCGGGGCGAGACGGUUUCAUGUCGCCGCCGUGUUGAGCGCCAGGGCCGGGGUGGCCAUGAGCCGCUUUGAGCCCGGCUCCAGCAUCGGCUACGGGAAGAUGCACGAGAACAUCAGCAUCGUACGCAGGAGGCUCGGCAGGCCCCUGACUCUGUCCGAGAAGAUCGUCUACGGCCACCUGGACGAUCCGGCGGGGCAGGAGAUCGACCGCGGCCGCACCUACCUGCGCCUGCGUCCGGACCGCGUGGCCAUGCAGGACGCCACGGCCCAGAUGGCCAUGCUGCAGUUCAUCAGCAGCGGCCUGCCCAAGGUGGCCGUGCCCUCCACCAUCCACUGCGACCACCUGAUCGAAGCUCAGAUCGGAGGAGCUCAGGACCUGCAGAGGGCAAAGGAAGUGAACCAGGAAGUGUACAACUUCCUUGCGACUUCCGCUGCUAAAUAUGGAGUCGGCUUCUGGAAACCAGGCUCAGGGAUCAUCCACCAGAUCAUCCUGGAGAAUUACGCCUAUCCGGGGGUGAUGCUCAUCGGGACCGACUCCCACACGCCCAACGGCGGCGGCCUUGGCGGCAUCUGCAUCGGAGUGGGCGGAGCCGACGCCGUUGACGUCAUGGCUGGAAUCCCGUGGGAGCUCAAGUGUCCCAAGGUGAUCGGAGUGAGACUGACCGGGACGCUGUCCGGUUGGACGUCCCCGAAGGAUGUCAUCCUGAAGGUCGCCGGCAUCCUGACGGUGAAAGGCGGCACGGGGGCCAUUGUGGAGUAUCACGGACCUGGAGUUGACUCCAUUUCCUGCACUGGAAUGGCCACUAUCUGCAACAUGGGCGCUGAGAUUGGAGCCACCACCUCGGUUUUUCCCUACAACCACCGCAUGAAGACGUACCUGCAGAAAACCGGCCGCCGAGAAAUUGCCUCGGCUGCCGAUGAGUUCAGAGACGACCUCGUUCCGGAUGAGGGCUGUGAAUACGACCAAGUCGUCGAGAUCAACCUCAGUGAGCUGAAGCCUCACAUCAACGGGCCGUUCACCCCCGACUUGGCCCAUCCCGUGUCUGAGAUCGGAGCCGUCGCCAAGAAAAGCGGCUGGCCCCUGGAGGUUAAAGUCGGUCUGAUCGGCAGCUGCACCAACUCCAGCUACGAGGACAUGGGCAGAGCCGCCUCUCUGGCCAAGCAGGCUCUGGACAAAGGCCUGAAGUGUAAGGCCCAGUUCACGGUCACGCCGGGCUCGGAGCAGAUCCGCGCCACCAUCGAGAGAGAUGGAUAUGUGAGUCAAAAAUACACAGGAAGAGAAAGAAAGUUCAGCUUUUUAUGAGACAUCAAAUAUCUA
Messenger RNA from Poecilia reticulata (guppy), 1583 nucleotides. Lineage: Eukaryota; Metazoa; Chordata; Actinopteri; Cyprinodontiformes; Poeciliidae. The record is from RefSeq and is a predicted model, not a curated record.